Molecule: messenger RNA, 535 nt
Organism: Mercenaria mercenaria
Lineage: Eukaryota; Metazoa; Mollusca; Bivalvia; Venerida; Veneridae
Exons: 4
Coding region: 43-348 (101 amino acids)
Source: RefSeq, a predicted model, not a curated record
AAACUUUCUCUCUUAUCAGAACCAUAAAGCGGCACGGAAACCAUGUACAGUCUUUUCAUAUUAUUUACUUUCUUUUCGGGAAUUUCAGUGUAUGGUGUAAAUGGCGGGACAUACUGUACUGUAGAUUCCUCGUAUUCGUACACCACCAGGACGAAAUAUUGUGAGCAUGGUUGUUGUGGUAAUUCGAUUGAUGAUAACAGAAGAUGCUGCGAUGCACCGACAGAAACCCAUGUCAGUACCGGUGUGUACGUAGGUGGUGGUGUAGGAGGGUUCUUUUCCUUCUUGUUCGUCUUGUGUUGUAUCUAUUACUGCUGCUGUCGGGUGGAAACUCUGGUCCAUGUUAUUUAACAGAUGCAAACGAAACCGACAACAGAAAUACAGACAAUAUCUAAUUAGACAGUAUGAUUUUCUUCCAUGGCUUCAUAUAAAUAUUACGUUGGAACAGAAUGUACUAAAUGACUUACUCAGUUUUUAGUAUUUUUUUUUUGUGUUUUAUAAAUAAAAAAAAAUAAAGAAAUAUGUUGUAGAUAAUUUU